UUGGCAUUUUUUCACAUUCAGGAUUCACCAUUUCGCCGACUCUGCAAAGGUCUCUUUCUGCGAUCAAAUGCUUUUUCCAUGGACCAUACCGCCAGAUUGACUUCACAGCAACAGAACCAGCCAAACUCCAUCUUUUCUUCAAUUUCACAAACCUUAAUGCAUCACCAGGCACCACCACCACCCUCCUCUACCUUGGCCUCCCACUUCUCUCACCAGCCUCACACCACCAUCCCUAAUCCUUUUCUAUCUUUUCCUCAGCCAGUGCUUCCCUCUGAUCUAACCUCCAGUUCAGACCUCCACCCUCCUGGAACAGACCCGUUUGCCUAUCCGGGCUCUUACCCAUCAACCCAUGUCGAACAUGGAGCACAUUUUCAGUAUUAUGUGGACCCAAAUGCAAGUUCGCAGAAUUGGGUCUCCGAACCCAUUGGAUAUGAAGCUUUUGAUUUGCAGGCUAUCAAUUCUUUGUGCGAGAAUUCUAUUGUGCCCACUAGUUCAAGUUCUUUAUGGAGCAACCAUUUGGCAAAUCAAACUUUGGCAAAAGAUGCCACAGGGAUAAUACCAAAGCAAACUGAUGUUGUUCAGUCCAAUAGGUGUGAGCUCUGCAAAAUUGAUUGUAGUGGCAAAGAGGCUUACGAGAAACACAUACUGGGAAAGAGACAUAAUAGGAAUUUGCAAGUACAAAAUAAUUCUACUUCUACGAUGUUACCAGGAAGCUCUGUUACAAUGAGUGACAUACCAAGCCAGGUGCCCAGUAUAGAUGGACAGACAAUAUUUGGGGCUUCAGGUUUGGUUGAUGGUAAGGAGUUGGAGACAAAGAAACGGAAGCUUUUGGCAGGUGGGGCAGCAGUUGAUUCUGUCAGGAUUUGCUCAAUAUGCAAUAUUGCUUGCAAUAGCCAAGAAGUUUUCAAUAAACAUCUGGCUGGGAAAAAACAUGCUUCUCAGGCUCGCUUAAUAUCUCUCAAUGGCGUUGGCCCAUAUAUUGCUGCAAUCAGGGCUCAAGAUGGCAGCAUUUGGAAAAAUACUCUAAAGAAAAACAAGGUCGUUCAAUCUGCUUGGUGUGAAGUCUGCAAAAUUAAUUGUAACAGCACUGAUAUCUACACCAAACACAUACUAGGAAAGAAACACCAGAAGAACUUGGAGAAACUGUCAAAAUCAAAUAAUGAUACUACUGCCCUUACCUCAAAUGCUACACCAGCCUCAACAAAUCCAGUGAUUGGACCAAUGGAAAACCCAGAGGCCAGUAAAGGCAAUAGCGUUGUACCAAAUUCGAGGAAGAAGGUAGCACGGUCACUGGCACCAGAAGAGCUGGAGAUGAAGAAACUAAAGAUUCUGCAAGGUGGAGCAGCAGCUGGAGCUGUUAGAACGUGCAGCAUAUGCAAUGUGGUGUGUAACAGCCAGAAAGUGUUCAAUUCUCACCUGGCCGGUCAGAAGCAUGCCGCCAUGGUGAAGAAACAGGUGGAAGCUGGAACUGCAACUGGAGCCGGAGGUCCUCAACUGAUAACUGCAGCAGCUGGCCACAACCAAAAUCCAAAUUCUACCAUCGUUUCAAAAUUUCCCGUUCAGAAUCACAAACCCAAAUCUCUCAGCCCUGAAAGUUUGAAUCUUUCGGACUCUGAUUCAUAUUUCCGAGGGAUGGACUUUAAUCUUUUAAGAAAUGAUACAGGUAUUUAUUUGUUUUGCACAUCUGUGUAUAUUUUUCUUGCACAUAUGUCACACCAGACAAAGACGGAAACUGAAAACUUUUCUGACAUCGAGGAACUCUUUCAGAUUGAGACUAGAUGUAGAGAGUUAAAGAAAGAAAAGAACAUGCUGAAAGAUUCACAAUCUGAAAGCUUUGAACUGAUUCGGAGACUAGAACAACAUGUGAAAUCAUUGUCAGAGGCUCGUUCAGAAGACAAGAAACUCAUUCAAAAGUUGGAAAAAGAGCUAUUGAACUGCUCUCAAGAAAUAGAUUACCUGCAGGAUCAACUAAAUGUGAGGAACACGGAGGUGAACUGCCUGAUAGAGCAUGUACACAGCAUUGAGCUGAAAUUAGCAGACAUUGAAGAUUUACAUGACAAAGUUGACAGGUCAAGGGAGGAGCUAAAGAGGUCUGAUUCAGAGCGCUUGCUCUUGCUGCAGGAACUAGAUAGAAAAGAAGCAGAGUUACAAAAUUCAGCUUCGUGUGUAGAGAAAUUAGAGGAAUCCAUCGCAGCCAUGGCAUUAGAGUCUCAAUGUGAAAUAGAAAGCAUGAAACUUGAUAUCAUGGCCUUGGAACAGAGUUGCUUUGAGGCUAAUAAAAUCCAGGAGGAAACUACUGAAGAAAGAGCUAGGAUGAAUGGGAUGAUUCAAGAGCUUGAGGCUCAGUUUCAGGAUGCACAGAAAAUUAUUGAAUCUCUGGAUGAGGAAAAUAAGGAACUGAAAGAGAAACUUGAUAUGUCUGAAAAGAAUGCUAGACUAUUUUGUCAAGGGAUUGAAGAAUGGCUGCAAAACAAGGACAGAUCCCACCAGAAGUCUCAGACCUGCUUGAGCAAGCCAGAGGAUAAGCUUAGUAUAUUAAAAGAAUUCGGCACUUGUGGAGAAGUCUUGGGUCCACUCCUUUCACAGUUGGCAAAGGAGUGCAGAGUUGAUGCCGAUUCAAGAACGAAGAUGGAGAAUAUAUCAAGACAGAUUCAAGAAUAUGAAUGUCUUGUGAAGCAACUUAAGGAAGAAUUGAGAGAGGAAAAGUUGAAAGCAAAAGAAGAAGCAGAGGACCUAGCACAAGAAAUGGCCGAGCUAAGGUACCAAAUUACAGGUUUGCUUGAAGAAGAGUGCAAGCGUCGUGCCUACAUUGAACAGGCAUCUUUACAGAGAAUUUCUGAGUUAGAGGCACAGGUCCAAAAAGAAAAGAGGAAAUCAUUUGCUGCUGUCGGGCAUCUCCAUGAAGCAUAGAGAUUGUGUUAUCAAAAGGAUUGAGGAUCUGUGUGUAGAAGAAGUUAUUCAGGGCUGAUACUUCUGACAGACACUGUGAAGCUGUCAAGGGUACCAAACUCGAGUAUUUUUAUAGAUUGCUCUGUGCAAGAACCUAUAGAAAGUAAAACUUGUCAAUUUUACUACGGAUGACGAUGCCUGCUAUAAAGCCGCCACAUCUAGUAGGGAAUCGAAGAAGAGGUUAUGCGACAUGUUGUGCUGUAAGUGCAAUUUGUAUCCAUGACAUCAUUACCGGAGCAUCAAUGUUUGGGUAGUUCUGAAGUCCAGUAGAGUCUCCUACAUGCAUGGGGUGCUAAGUUUACUGAACAUUACAAUAUUAUCUCCACAGCAUGCCAAUGGAGCAUGCUGCAGACACUGCACAGACCCUUUUGUUUUUUUCACUUUUCUGGCAUAUGAUUCAGGAAGAGAUAUAGAUAUAUAUGUUCCUGAGCACGUGGGCUUAGUAGCCAAAAGUGUCAAAAAGCCCUGUAGUCUCUGUUUCUAUCUCAGACUGUUAGUGCUUAAGCAGUCGAGAAUAUUAUAUUAGUUAUGUAUCAAUUUUUGAGUAUAAUGAUUCAUGCAAAGGAUCCAUUUCGAUCCCUUGUUUGCAUGUUGUGUGUGAGAUGUAAUCUCCAGAUAUAUCUUAAGUGCUCAUAAAGUUCAUGAGCUCCAGAAUAGUAGGUGUUUGGUUUUUAAUACCUAUUUCUUAACUAAAACUGUAUCAAUGCCAUAGUUCAUGAAUUCUCACA
This is a messenger RNA of Juglans regia (Persian walnut), 3677 nucleotides long. Its product is annotated as zinc finger RNA-binding protein-like. Bases 79 to 2910 code for a protein of 943 amino acids. Gene Ontology annotation, molecular function: zinc ion binding; nucleic acid binding. The transcript has 12 exons. NCBI's taxonomy places the organism in Eukaryota, Viridiplantae, Streptophyta, Magnoliopsida, Fagales, Juglandaceae. The record is from RefSeq and is a predicted model, not a curated record.